Molecule: messenger RNA, 1632 nt
Organism: Drosophila hydei
Lineage: Eukaryota; Metazoa; Arthropoda; Insecta; Diptera; Drosophilidae
Product: lipoprotein lipase
Exons: 4
Coding region: 1-1590 (529 amino acids)
Biological process (GO): lipid metabolic process
Molecular function (GO): lipase activity
Source: RefSeq, a predicted model, not a curated record
AUGCCGGUUUGGUUUUUCACGCGACUUUCGGUUACGUUUUAUGCUUCGUUACCUGUGCUUGGGCUUUGGGACGGCGGCACGCACUCGUUUCCGUUUCUUUUUUUACACACAUUUUCUUUUUGUUUUCGUCACGUUUUUUCUUGUUUGUGGCACACUGCAGCUACAAGGCGGCAGGAGGCCGAAUCUAGAAAUGUAUACGAGGGCUGGAUUGAGGCAACCAACUACUCGUAUGCUGAUUACAGAGCAACAGAGCAGGUCGAUGCAGGCAACAAUCAGUUGCGGGCGGAUGAGGAGGAGGCGGCCACCCAAAGGCCCGCAGUGCAAGUAAAAGUGACAAAUGAAGUGGAAAGUGCCAUGAUGAGGGCAAAAGCAGCAGCAGCAGCGGCAGCUGAAAGACUACAGCUAAAUAGAAAUGAAGACACCAAGGGCAGGCAUGCAGGCAUGCAAAUCGUAAGGACAUCUAACCAGAACAUCAGCAGUAUGAACUUAAUGAGACCCGAUGCGCUGCCAAUAUCGGAAAGAAAUAAUUUCGACAAUAACAACAACAAUUCGGCUGGCCAAAUGGCUGGUGAUGAACAACUAUUGCGAUUGCAGGACUACAAUUUACUGUACAACGCCGAGCGACAGACAUACUUUCAGCUGCAUACGAGCAAUGGGCGUGGCCCGAUUAGGCUAUCGCAUGGUAAUCGACUGCUGCAGCAGGUCGUUGGCAACAAGCUGAGCGCUGCCUUUGGCCUGAAUGCCAAUGACGGCAAUGAUCUGGCGACGCAAACGGUGAAGCUCUACGAUGCCGCAUCGCUGCGACAAUCACGCUUCAAUCCCUUCCAGCCCACGCGAAUCAUAAUACACGGCUGGCUGGGCAAUGCACAUGCCAAUGUGUACAGCUACCUGGUACCAGCUUACUUGAACCUCAGCGAUGGCAGCUACAAUAUUUUCACUGUGGAUUGGGGCCGUGGCGCCAUCGCUGAUUAUAUAACGGCCAGCUAUAGGGUGAAGCCCGUGGGUCAGGUGUUGGCCAAGUUUCUGGACUUUUUGCACGUGGAGGCGGGCAUGCAGUAUGAGGAUCUGCAGCUGAUUGGCUUCAGCAUGGGCGCGCAUAUUGCCGGACUGGCCGCCAAGCACGUGCAGACUGGUCAUGUGCGUGUGAUACGUGCCUUAGAUCCGGCCCUGCCCUUCUUUCGCUAUGCCCAAGAGAAGGAGCGCCUCAGCCACAACGAUGCGGACUAUGUUGAGGUGCUACACACGAGCGUGGGCAGCUACGGAUUCGAUCGUCCGCUGGGCCAUGCAGACUUCUAUGCCAACUGGGGCAGCCAGCAGCCGGGCUGCUUCUGGCACGAAUGCAGUCACUGGCGUGCCUUUGCUCUCUUCAAGGAGAGCCUGGAGGUGACGGCGUUCGAGGCCAAAGGCUGUCAGCCAAGCGAAUGGCAGCAGUUGACACGGCACAAACGCUGCCCGCAGCCAACGGGCAGCAGGCUCCACAUGGGCGGAGAUUUGGGUGAGCUAUCAAUGGAGCAGCUGGCGCAGCGCGAGGGAGUUUAUUAUUUUGAUACCCAGGCGCAACCGCCAUACGAUAAGGGGCCAGUUUCAUAGACGCAGCUGAGCAUUCAGUGUGGCAUGCGGCAUGUGGCAUGU